Messenger RNA from Phaeodactylum tricornutum CCAP 1055/1, 982 nucleotides. RefSeq lists its product with no specific name. NCBI's taxonomy places the organism in Eukaryota, Bacillariophyta, Bacillariophyceae, Surirellales, Neidiaceae. Gene Ontology annotation, cellular component: membrane. The transcript has a single exon. The record is from RefSeq and is a predicted model, not a curated record. Bases 47 to 982 code for a protein of 311 amino acids.
AAAAAUUUACUGUUUUCCUAGCUUUUGAUACCAAAUAUAUCUUACAAUGAACCUGCGACAACUUUCUGGAAUACUUCUUUGCUACUGUUACCAUCGUAGUUUUGCCUUUCGAUUUUCAGUAGGUAGGAACAACGUGAAGGCAUCUGGUGGACCCCCGUCGAUUUAUCAUGAUGGCGUUUGGUCGCGUUCAAAUCGCGUUUCAUUGGAAAUCCGCCAGCUCACAAAUCGUUUCGACGUUCGAUCGACCGCACUUCACGCUUUCGACAAGAGGGAGCAUCAAACCAGAGGUGAGUUUGACACAGGGGCGGUUUUGAAGUAUGGUGCCGCUUUGGCUAUACAGAUGACUUUGUUCUUUAUCGCAUUCACUGGGUUGGAUGUUAUGGUGGUAAAUUUUGGCGUUGAGGUUCCUUUUAUUGCCAAUUGCUUCCUCUUUUACGUUGCGGCCCUGAAAUCCCGUGCCCUCAAUCCCCUCGCCAACAACCGUCCACAACCAAAGAAUCUAGAAAUUGACGGGUUGCAACGCAGGAUGCCCACCUGGACUCCCCCAGGGAUAGUGUUUCCUAUUGUGUGGCUCUUGAUCAUCGGCCCUAUUCGUGCUGUGUCUUCUGCAAUGAUAUACAAAACUACGGGAAGCUACGCUGUCCCUGCUAUUCUAUCUCUUGCUCUUCAUCUCUCGAUCGGCGAUAUUUGGAAUACGAUCAACAAUGUGGAACGACGCUACGGAGUGGCCGUCUUCGGCGUAUUGUGCGUUUGGCUAUCCAAGGCGUUUGCGGCUUAUGAAUUUUUCCGUGUCAAUCAAAUGGCUGGGAAAGUACUCGGGCUCACACUCGUUUGGUUGACUGUUGCGUCUGCUCUCGUUACGCGUACCUGGCAACUCAAUCCUGAUCCAACAACAGGAAAGGCGCAGCCACUUUUCCCCAUUAAAGGGAAAACUAAAACGAAGCUCGCGUGGUUUUCUGAUCUGAAGGGAGAGCAAAAAUAA